Messenger RNA from Exaiptasia diaphana, 1926 nucleotides. RefSeq names its product fibroblast growth factor 9. The record is from RefSeq and is a predicted model, not a curated record. Gene Ontology annotation, molecular function: fibroblast growth factor receptor binding; growth factor activity. Gene Ontology annotation, cellular component: cytoplasm. The transcript is spliced from 4 exons. Bases 775 to 1392 code for a protein of 205 amino acids. Gene Ontology annotation, biological process: positive regulation of protein phosphorylation; animal organ morphogenesis; cell differentiation. Lineage: Eukaryota; Metazoa; Cnidaria; Anthozoa; Actiniaria; Aiptasiidae.
AUACCGCGACAUGAGUCCUUUACAUGUUCCGAUUUCAAUCAUUAUUCAGUGUCAAUGACAGUAGUUUACAGAUAAAUGCGAGACACAAAGUAAAACCGCUCACUUUGGMAGAUGAGCACAGUUGAUCCUAUGAUCCAUCUUUGCAAGUCACGAAAACAACCACGUUUGUAUAUUUGAUUGCUUCCCACCCGUAUGGACUGCCUUCUUUUGAGAGACCUGCCUGUCUGUGUCKUUAAACUAACAAGGACAGCGUAGAGGGCGGUGCUUUCUAAUUGGCUUUUUUCAAUCAGAUGCUUGAUUCGUUGACAAUAAAAUAUACCACUUGCUUAGCAUAACUAGAUAACACAAUUAAUUUGAAAAGAAAACUAAAAAGUAAACUUAUUGAAUCGAACACAAUGUAUUGAACAACAGCCUGGGCGUAGCAGGAAAAAGAUACUAUGAGAGAACAAAAACCYAGUGUUUUGGAUUUGUUAGAUUGUGCUUCACUCAAGGAUGACCUAAUCUAGCGUGUUGUUGCUUAAGUUUUUAGAACAAUACCUUGGUCUCUCUAAAGUGUUAAUUGCUCAGAGUUAGACUUUAAAUUCGAUUUUUUCGUCUCGUACACUGAUCAGACACUGAAUGACUUUGAUAACUUCACAACUGUUAAGUUUGAAGCGGCAAGAACAUCUUUAGCCAGUCUGCAGUAUAGUGCGGGUAAGAACAUCUUUAGCCAGUCUGCAGUAUAGUGCGGGUAAGAACAUCUUUAGCCAGUCUGCAGUAUAGUGCGGAUAGACCAUGCCUCACAAGUCAGUUUGCAUUCUCUUCAUUCUUCUUCUGGUAUGCACAGAGCAUAUGGCUUCCAGCAAAAGAUAUCGCAGAAAAAAGAAUACAGGAUCUUCUAUCAAAGCAAAUUAUGGGAUAAAGAUUUACUACCCUAAAAGACCAAAAUGGCCAUCACCACGAAUAAACGUCAACUGGGAGAGUAUCUACGAAUUGACAAAGAAACCCACAAAUCGCGUCCUGUGUAARAUAUUUUGUAGAAGUGGAUAUCACGUGCAAAUAUUAUCCAAUGGUGUAGUUCGUGGGACUGUCAAUCAGAGCAGUAAAUAUGUUGUAUUUGAGAUGCAGUCGUUUGGACCAAGUCUUGUCAAGAUAAAGAGUAUAGCAACUGGGCGAUAMCUCUCCAUGAAACGAGACGGGACUUUAAAAGCAACGCGUCACGCUAACACAAAGGAAACUAUUUUCAAAGAAACACAUGAGAUGAACGCGUUUCAUUCUUAUGCCUCCCACAAGUACUUUCGCGGCAAACCUCACGAUAUGUUGGUUGGAAUCAAACGAAAUGGUCAAGUGAAGAAAGCUACAAGAACCAAGCAUGGCAUGACCGCCACUCAAUUCCUUGUUAUAAAGGACUAGCACUAUUUAAAAGCGAUACAGCCUACGUUUAUCGUCCAAUAAUUACGCAACGCGCAGCCGGCAACGGCAUUAUAUUGUAUAUUCAUAUAUCAUAUAUUAUAUAAAUAUUAUACUCUAUAUUAGAGAAUUUUCAGAGAGUGAGACCAUAGGGCAAACGAGUAAGGUCGUCAGUUUUUGUUGGCUGUUGCAAGUACACACGUACCAAGUAAAACCUUGGUUAUUAUCCUUAUUUUCGAUCCAGCGAUAAAAUCACAUGAUAUUUCCCAUGAUGCAUAACGGUAUAUAUUAGCGGUUAGUACUGUAAUCAUAGCUAGAUAAAUAGAUAUAACUGCAUUAAUUAAAUACGCUAAAUCUGGGAAUAGAUCUCUACGUCACCGCACUGCGAAAGAACAUUAUUCAUGUCAGUUUUAUGCAGGAAGCGGGAUGGUGAAGUGCUAACGUUGAUUUAUGAAAGCAAUUAAUGGUAUUACAAUAGGAAGUGAUAUAGUAUUUUGUUUUUGAAGRAAAAUAAAAUCAAUUUUAUGGGCUGUAAAA